AUGGCGAUCCAGAACCUCCCUGCCCAAGACUAUGAAAGCGAUGACGACUCUUACGAAGUGCUGGAUUUAACCCAGUAUGCGAGAAGACACCACUGGUGGAAUCGGGUGUUUGGCCGCAGUUCCGGACCAAUGGUAGAAAAAUACUCAGUAGCUACCCAGGUUGUCGUGGGUGGCGUGACUGGCUGGUGCGCAGGGUUUUUGCUCCGGAAAGUGGGAAAGCUUGCAGCAACCGCGGUAGGUGGCGGCUUCCUUCUCCUUCAGAUCGCCAGUCACAGCGGCUAUGUGCAGAUCGACUGGAAAAGAGUUGAAAAAGAUGUAAACAAAGCAAAAAGACAAAUUAAGAGACGAGCUAAUAACGCAGCGCCUGAAAUCAAUAAUGUAAGUGAAGAAGCCACCGAAUUUAUCAAACAGAACAUGGCGAUGUCCAGCGGCUUUGUGGGAGGCUUUUUGCUAGGCCUUGCAUCUUAA
Molecule: messenger RNA, 468 nt
Organism: Otolemur garnettii (small-eared galago)
Lineage: Eukaryota; Metazoa; Chordata; Mammalia; Primates; Galagidae
Product: FUN14 domain-containing protein 1
Exons: 1
Coding region: 1-468 (155 amino acids)
Biological process (GO): autophagy of mitochondrion
Cellular component (GO): mitochondrial outer membrane
Source: RefSeq, a predicted model, not a curated record